GGAUUAGUUCGAAGUUGUGGUAAACAAAAAAUGUUCUUUUACUGGUGCUUGAUAUCCUUGGUAACUGGCUAUGGCUAUGUAACGAAUAUAGCUGUGGAAGCCGCCACGACUACCGAGCAUCCAAAUGUAGAAUCGAAUCGUAUAAUUACAGAAAGAUUGAAGGAGUUACCCAAUAACCCUGAGGGACACACUCAAAACAACGCAGAAUAUAAUGACGAAAUUAGAAAAGUAAUCAUGGCAAGCAAGAAGAGCAUAAAUUUCCUUGAAGAAAAAGUUGCAGUCUACGAACGCUUUCUGGCAUACAACAGAAGAAGAUUGGAUCUAGAGCAUGAAAUUGAAGAUCGCAUUAAAGUUCUUAAUUAUGCGAGAAUACCAAAUUAUUGGCCGGGGAGUUAUUGUUUGAAUUACUAUUUGGCGCAGAGGGUAGAGCUUGAAGGAGCUUACCAGCGGUCGAAUGCAGUAAAAGAGCAAAAGAUAAAGAAUAACAUAAUUGAUUGCGUUGAACCGGACUACGAAUAUGAAUAUGUGUAAAAAUUAAGAGAAUUUAAAGAAAGAGGAAAGGUUUUAGUUCAGUACUUUUACGAGAAUUAUAACAAAGAACAUAAAUCAAUUAUCGACUGCGAAUUUUUGUAUGAAUAUAUAAAACUAUUUGUCCCAAU
Messenger RNA from Scaptodrosophila lebanonensis, 659 nucleotides. RefSeq lists its product as uncharacterized. The transcript is spliced from 2 exons. NCBI's taxonomy places the organism in Eukaryota, Metazoa, Arthropoda, Insecta, Diptera, Drosophilidae. The coding region runs from base 31 to 531 and encodes 166 amino acids. The record is from RefSeq and is a predicted model, not a curated record.